AGCACAGAAGCUUUGUACAUUUCUGCUCUGCACUACGUCUCCUUUUGUCUCUUUUUAAAAAUGCAACAGAACAAUUCAAACUGCAGCAUCUCUCACUUCAGGUACCCGCUUUUUACUUCCACCUACAGUUUGAUACUGCUGUUCGGCCUUCCUCUAAACUCAGUGUCUCUUUGGAUACUGGUUCGUCACAAUGGCUUGAGGAAAUCUGUUCCUGUGAUCUACAUGGCCAACCUGGCGCUCUCAGAUCUCCUUUUCAUUCUUUCCCUGCCCUUUCGGAUUAUCUAUUUUGCCAAUGGCAACUGGAUUCUGGGAAACACGCUGUGCAUGAUUCCAGGGACGCUCUUUGCGGUCAACAUGUACUCCAGCUCUCUGUUCAUCACCCUCAUCAGUGUGGACCGGAUGCUGGCCGUGGUGUACCCGCUGAGAUCUCGACUUCUCCGGACAGCACCCGUGGCCUGGGGUCUGUGUGCCACUGUGUGGGUGCUCAUUUCUGGAUUAUCAGUACCAACUGCAAUGAAUCAUCAGGAAAAUAAUGAUACGGAGUGCAAUGUGAUGCGUUGUUUUGAGAAAUACACACCAAAGGAGUGGUUGCAUGGUUUCUACAUCCUGUGCUGUGUCACUUUUUUGGGCAUUCUGGUUCCGUUUGGCAUCAUUUUGGGCUGUACGGUCGCUGUGGUACGGCAGCUCAGCAGUUACAGCAUGAAAACCUCCUCAAGUAACACUGACAUGAGCAAAAACAAGAUAGUGAAGCUUUUUCUCUCCAACCUGCUCAUUUAUACGAUCUGCUUCAUUCCCUUUCACAUAGCUUUCAUCCUCUUUGGCCUAAACAAACUUGAGUUAAUUCACGGAGGUGACAUUUACUUCCAUAUACAAACUGUCACAAUGUGUAUGGCCAGCACAAACAGCUGUCUGGAUCCGCUGAUCUACUAUUUUAGCACAAAGAAGCUUCAAAGUAGAGGUAGGUGUGAUUCGUCAACCAAAACCGGCGGCAUCGGCCUGGUCCAGAGCACAAGUCUGAUCCAACAGUGAAAGAAAGAAGAGCACAUGCACCAAACGACAGACAGAUGUUACAUACAUGAGCACUUUGUGGGAAAUUAAAUAUGCAAAAUGCAGGUCUGUUGAAUCUCAAGUGCAUUUAAGUUCAAACACUCUUCAAAUCUGAUGAUUUCUGAUGUCUUAAGUUUGAACAAAGAAAAAGGGAAGAAAACAGCACGUGUUAAGCUAAAGUGGUUCUCUUCCAGAUAUCAAUGCGUGUUUAUAUUUAUUGUCCUCCAUCUCACCACAUGUGAAUCCGUUUUUCUGUGAAACAAGAAUGUACUCUGCAAAUCUCUUAAUGUUCGUUGUAACAAAUGUUGCAAAUCAUCAAAAAGCAUUAAAAUUAAUAGGAAGCAACGCAAAUUUUUUCUGUCAAAUUGUAUAAAUUAACUUUGUUGGCGAUAAACACAAAAUGUUGUCAUUUGGAAGUAGCUUGUAUAAAUGCAUCUAUUAAAUGAAAAAAUGCUCAUGUAAAUAAGGCUUAUUGAAUGUAAAUAUGUCCUACUUGAACCCUUUUAUCUCCGGUCAUCAUAAACAUGGUCCCAUUUACCCUAGUCAUAAAAAAUGUUUUUCUUAAAUUCGUAUCAGCCAUUAUUUCUGUAAAAAAUAAACUUUCAUAAGGUUGUUUCUUUAA
This is a messenger RNA of Triplophysa dalaica, 1669 nucleotides long. It is a transcript of the gene lpar5a, whose product is annotated as lysophosphatidic acid receptor 5a. The record is from RefSeq and is a predicted model, not a curated record. Gene Ontology annotation, cellular component: membrane. Gene Ontology annotation, molecular function: G protein-coupled receptor activity. Lineage: Eukaryota; Metazoa; Chordata; Actinopteri; Cypriniformes; Nemacheilidae. The coding region runs from base 61 to 1029 and encodes 322 amino acids. Gene Ontology annotation, biological process: G protein-coupled receptor signaling pathway; behavioral response to pain. The transcript has a single exon.